CUGUGAAGACCAGAUACACACCCUACUCAAAGAAGGUGGGGAUGAAGGCUGCAGCAGUGGCGGUAGCAGCGCUAAACUCCCACAACAUUCCCAUCCUCUCCCAAAGGGCCAGCUCCUCACAGCCAGCCAUUCCCAGUUUUCCAAACACUCCGGCUCUUCCCAGUCCACCCGUCAUUCCGUCCCCCCCGGCCCCCCAAACCGCCCCUCCUCCUGCUGUCCAGGAUGCUGCGGCGCCGGACGAUCUGAGCAAAGCCCUGCGCACGCUCCCCGGCCGACACCUCAAGCGCUUCAGCUCCCGCUGGCAGGCCAGUGUGCUCGGCUCUGACCGGAACGGCGACCGGAACGGCCCAGCGAACCCUGCCACCAAACACAUCCAGCGGAAUCAGCGCUGCAAGCUGCUCGGCGACGAGAGCGCCGUCGUCAUGGGGAUGAAGCGACAGCGCUACGUGACCAAGGACGGGAAGUGCCGCGUGAACCUGGGGCCCAUCAAGGACAAGAGCCGCUUCCUGUCGGACAUCUUCACCACGCUGGUGGACCUCAAGUACCGCUGGUUCCUGUGCGUCUUCACCGCCUGCUACCUCAGCACCUGGCUGGCGUUCGGACUCGUCUACCUCCUGGACGCCUGGCUCCGGGGCGACGUGGCUCACGCCGGCGACCCCGACUGGCCAGCCUGCUUCGAGAACGUGGACGGCUUCCUGUCGGCGCUGCUGCUGUCGGUGGAGAGCCAGCGCACGAUUGGCUACGGCAGCCGGCAGGUGUCGGCGCACUGCUGGGAGGGGGUGCUGCUCAUCAUGCUGCAGUCCAUCCUGGGGUCCAUCAUCGACGCGCUCAUGGUGGGCUGCAUGUUCGUGAAGAUCUCGCGGCCGCAGCAGCGAGCGCAGACGCUCAUCUUCAGCAAGCACUGCGUCAUCUCCGAGCGCGACGAGAAGCUCUGCCUGCUCUUCCGCAUCGGCGACCUGCGAGAGAGCCACAUGGUGGACGCCAAGAUCCGCGCCAAGCUCAUCAAGUCACGCCAGACCAAGGAAGGGGAAUUCAUACCACUGGAGCAGUCGGAAAUUAACCUGGGGUAUGACACGGGUGGAGAUCGUCUGCUGCUGGUCGAGCCACAGACCAUCACGCACGUGAUCAACAACAGCAGCCCCUUCUGGGACGUGGGGGGCGAGUCGCUCAGGAGGGAGCGCUUCGAGAUCAUCGUCAUCCUUGAAGGCAUCGUGGAGGCCUCGGGUAUGACAUGCCAGGCUCGGACGUCCUACACAGAGGACGAGAUUCUGUGGGGUCACCGCUUCGAGUCGUGCAUGCUGCUGGAGGAGGGGGCCUUCCGCGUCGACUACGGCGCUUUCGACAAGACCUUCGAUGUGCACACAUCGCCCUCCAGUGCCAAGGCCAAGAGCGAGGAGAAGGAGAGGGAGGUCAAAGGUCAUCUAACACCAGAUUAGUCCACUUAGACUCUCUUCAGCCUGCUGUCUGUGAU
Alosa sapidissima (American shad) is the source of this 1471-nucleotide messenger RNA. RefSeq names its product G protein-activated inward rectifier potassium channel 3-like. Gene Ontology annotation, molecular function: inward rectifier potassium channel activity. Gene Ontology annotation, cellular component: plasma membrane. Gene Ontology annotation, biological process: potassium ion import across plasma membrane; regulation of monoatomic ion transmembrane transport. The record is from RefSeq and is a predicted model, not a curated record. Bases 42 to 1436 code for a protein of 464 amino acids. The transcript has 4 exons. Lineage: Eukaryota; Metazoa; Chordata; Actinopteri; Clupeiformes; Clupeidae.